Dentiscutata heterogama is the source of this 134-nucleotide messenger RNA. The record is from the annotation of a GenBank genome assembly. NCBI's taxonomy places the organism in Eukaryota, Fungi, Glomeromycota, Glomeromycetes, Diversisporales, Gigasporaceae.
CUUUUACUAUAAUCAGUGUACCUGUAAAUGAAGGCAUUUAUGUUCUCUCUGCAACUGUCACAAUUUCCUGGAUUGUAGUUGGUGUAUUAGGUUCUAAUCUUUUUCUUCAAGCUUUUGAAUAUUUUUUAGAAUGA